Messenger RNA from Oncorhynchus tshawytscha (Chinook salmon), 2060 nucleotides. Its product is annotated as SPRY domain-containing SOCS box protein 4. Gene Ontology annotation, biological process: intracellular signal transduction; proteasome-mediated ubiquitin-dependent protein catabolic process. Gene Ontology annotation, molecular function: protein binding. The transcript is spliced from 2 exons. NCBI's taxonomy places the organism in Eukaryota, Metazoa, Chordata, Actinopteri, Salmoniformes, Salmonidae. Bases 13 to 849 code for a protein of 278 amino acids. The record is from RefSeq and is a predicted model, not a curated record. Gene Ontology annotation, cellular component: SCF ubiquitin ligase complex.
CCCUCUCCAGCGAUGGGUCAGAAGAUCUCGGGCAGCAUCAAGUCGGUUGACGCACGGGGCGAUCCCUCCUAUCGGCCUGUCCGCCGUGAGCUGCGGGGUCCAGACUUCUGCCGGCCUCCUCGUCUUGACCUACUUUUGGACAUGCCCCCUGCGACCUCUGACCUGCAGCUCCACCAUGCCUGGAACCCAGAGGACCGCUCGCUCAAUGUCUUUGUCAAGGAGGACGACAAGCUGACCUUCCACCGCCACCCGGUGGCCCAGAGCACCGACUGCAUCCGCGGCCAGUUGGGCUACACACGGGGGCUCCAUGUCUGGCGGAUCCACUGGCCGGCGAGACAACGAGGAACACACGCUGUCGUAGGGGUGGGCACGGCUGAUGCUCUUCUACACUCUGUGGGUUACACAGCCCUGGUGGGUUCGGACUGUGAGUCGUGGGGCUGGGACUUGGGCCGGAACAGACUCUACCACGACAGUAAGAACCGGCCGGCCUCCACCUCGGCACCAACAUACCCGUGUUUCCUGGAGGCAGACGAGUCGUUUGUUCUGCCGGAUGCCCUGCUGGUGGUGCUGGACAUGGACGAGGGCACGCUUAGCUUCAUGGUGGACGGCCAGUACCUGGGCGUGGCCUUCAGAGGGUUAAAGGGCAGGAGGCUGUACCCUAUCGUCAGUGCCGUGUGGGGACACUGUGAGGUCUCCAUCCGCUACGUCAAUGGACUCGAUCCGGAGCCCCUCCCCCUGAUGGACCUGUGCAGGCGAGUGGCCAGGCUGGCUCUGGGGCGGGACCGAGUCAACCAGAUAGACACCCUCCCUCUGCCAGAGACCAUCAAGAACUACCUCCAGUACCAGUGAACCUACACACACCAGGACAACGAACGACUGCUUGACGACAGCUACAUUUCACUACAGUCAACCCCAAACAAUUGAACCCUGAAACACUGGACAUCUACUGAGAAUGAUGAUGAUGGUCGGGAGGAAGCCUAUAAAGGAGUUGCGAGUUUCCUUUUAGGAUGUGUCCAUUUUGAACUCGAUUGUUUCAGUUUGCUCACUGCUGUCCCCCAGAUGGACAGAUGAGUGAUUGAUGGACAGGCGGAGGUAGAUGGGUGUGAGACUGGACAAUAGCAGAAGUGUUGGGCUAUGAUGCUGGCUUCUCAUUGGGUCUAUAGCGUGUAAGCUUCUAGAAUAUAUUCCUGGAGGAACAGGGUGUUUUGGGGAUGAUGCACACAUAGUUACUGUACAUCUAUACAGACUCUCUGGAAGCCUCUCUGAACAUGUAGAUAUUUUGACUCUAUAGCAGGCUCUACUGAGGCUCACCAGCCCCUAGCCACAGGGACGCGAACAUCGUUCAACGCAUGCAUAUGCAAACACUAGCUCAUGCUCAGAGGGGCUGUUUUCACUGUGUGAGGUUUUAUGUAUGUGUGGGUUGGUGCGUGUCGGUCUUGCUCCGCAACAGGCACACUAAGACAGUCUGAACCACUGAGUUUGGCAACACUGCAGCCUUGAUAUCUCUAGUCCCCUGCUGCACUGCACCUUCCUCACCUCAACUGGCAGUCUCCCUUUAUUUAUCAGUGGGUUUCAUUGGAUCCAUGCCUCUGUCUGGGUGAGUGACUGGGGUGCAUCCACAGUGGCACCCUAUUCCCUACAUAGUGCACUACACUUGAUCAGAUGGCGUGCACUAUGUAGGGAAUAUGGUGCCAUUGUGGACAUACCUGGAAUGUUGUCAGUCAGUGUGAUGCGUUAAAGCUGAGGUUGGUCUGAUGGCCAAUCUGUUACUGUUUAUGUGCCUGCUCAGAGAAAGUACAUCUAUCACAGGAGACAAAGACCUGCUGCUUUUUUCCCUCUUUCCGUUCUUAUCCUGAUGGUGAUUAUUCCUUUAGGUAUAUGUUCUGUUUUUAUGACUGGGGAUUUAGUUUGUUUCUGAUUUUUGUUUUCUAUGGUUUUGAGAUCUAUUUGCUGGAUAGGAAGUGACCGGGUGAGACAGGAAGUCUCGCUGAGAGAGACUGAUCGAGGAAUGUGCUGCCAUGAGAAUCUUUUAAAUGUGAAUAAAACACAAACAAAGUGAA